UCAUUCGUUGGAUUAAUCCUGCCAUGGCUCCUGUUUACAGUGACCUGAUAUCCUUACUGACAGCCUUUGGCACUAAUAUUGCCAUUUCUGCUGCACUUAUUGUUGGUUUCUCCUUACUUCGAACUACAAACAAAAAUGUAUAUGAGCCACGGCUAAAAUUUGCCGAGGAAGAUAAGCGGCCACAACCACUCAGUGCAAGCCCCGUUUCUUGGAUCAAACCGUCUUUUUUUACUGAUGAGCUUGAACUUGUCGGUAAAAUUGGUCUUGAUGCUGUCAUGUUUUUACGAUUCAUCAACGUCCUCGUUCGACUUUUUGUCGGCACAACAAUCUUGGCAAUUAUCCUCUGCGCAGUUAAUUUCCACGCUCCAAACAUCGAUCCUCCUAUAUUUUCUCCUGGAUCCGAUAAUGAUGGUGCAAAUCCUGCAUUCAAUCCUAGUUUGACCCUGUUUAGUAUUUCCAACAUGGUCAAUGCCGAAUCCCAGUUAUUCUACAUUCCUGCAUUUUUCGCGUGGAUAAUUUCUAUUUAUGCCUAUUAUUUACUCUACACAACUUGGUUGGAGUAUAUCAAAUUACGAAAGGCAUACUUUUCCAGCCCAGAUUACCUCAAUAGUUUCUACAGUCGUUGUGUACUCGUGACAGAUGUAUCUGAACAUAUGAGCAAGGAGGGCGUGCUGGAAGACUUUAUCAAAAGUGCUGAUCUGUCUUACCCGCCCAGCCAAAUCUUGAGGGGCCGUGAUUUUACAACUCUUCCACAGCUGAUGAAAGCACAUACCGAAGCUACGUUUGCUCUUGAAGCGGUUUUUGUAAAAUAUUUGAAGGAUCCAUACAACUUGCCAAGUGAACGUCCUACCCACAAGAUUGGAGGAUAUUUGUUUCAUUUGAUUGACGGUAAAAAGGUAGAUUCGAUUGACUAUUACGGCAAAGAAAUUCGACGCCUUGAAAGCGAAAUCUACGAAAUGCGGUCCAAGGGUGAUGAUUAUUACAAGGCCAACUCGUCGGCAUUUAUAAGCUUUGAUUCCAUCAAAGGUGCCCAUUCGGCUGCAAACAAACUUGCUGGUUUCAUCAAAACCACUAUGCGAACCCAGAUGAUUGCACCGCCUCGCUUCAAGGUUAGUCCUAAUUUUGAACAUUUGAUUUGGGAAAACGUCGGUGUCAUGUCGGCCAUUCGCAACACCCGUCGUUUAAUUGCAUUCGGUAUGCUGGCUGCCAUUACUAUUGGAUGGACCUUUUUUCAAGCAUUUUUGGGCACUCUUGUCACUAUCGAAAGCAUUUCCGCCUAUUCUCCUGGAAUUGCCAAUUUUAUCAGUCGAAACCAAGGUCUCAAUGUUAUCGUAAAAUCUUUUGUUGGUCCUGGUCUGGUUGCGUUGAGUAAUAUCUUGCUCCCCAUGGCCCUGCGCGUUGUAGCCCGUACUCAAGGCGUUGUUUCGGGCCCAGGCGUUGAAAAGUCUGUACUCUACAAAUACUUUGUCUUUCAAGUUUACAAUCAGCUGAUUAUCAACGUGGUGGGCAUCACUGGUGUCAAGAGUAUAUGGACUGCACUUACAGCUGGAUCUGUUUCAAACAAUCUGAUCUGGCAGCAGGUUGCUACAGAUAUUGUCGCUCGUGGAAAUGUAGUACUUUUGUAUAUUAUUGCUGGUUACACCAGUUACGGUGUCGAGAUUAUUCAAGGCGCUCCUUUGGUGAUUGGAUACAUCAAGCGCAAAUACUUUACUCUUACUCCCCGACAAGAAUAUGAGCUGAAUGACGAGCCUGCCUUUGACUUUAUGAUCACGUAUGGUUUCUUGACUCUUGUGGCUCUUAUCGGGCUUGGAUACGCUGUCAUUGCCCCCAUUAUUGUUCCGUUUGUCACUGUUUUGUUCUUGCUGGCUUAUGUGGUCAUGAAGUACCAGUUACUUUACGUGUACGAGGUGAAGCAGGAAACUGGCGGAACAUGGUGGCCCAAGGUUUUCAACAUCAUGUGCUUUAUUGUUGGUGCAUUCCAACUCAUGACAUUUGGAUCGAUUGUGGUCACUUCUGCAGUCAAAUCUUCCACUGGAAAUGGCAAAUCGCAGAGUAUGAUUGUUGUCGUGCUGGUGUUUAUCACUAUUGCAUUUUACUUGUUUUGCUCGUUCUACCUUGCACCAAGGGCUGCCUAUGUAUCAAAGCGACAUUCUGCUGCAUUUUUACCGCUUAUAGACCAUCGCGACGGGUCUACCACUGCAGUAGACGAUCGAGGAAAUUCUGCUACCACUGUGGCUGACCCAGAAAGUGGUGCUGAACAUGAGGCUCGCAAGAGUGCUGUUUCUGACAAGAAUGCUCUUGCCAAUCGUCUCUUUAACCCAGCCAUGGUAAAGCCUUUGGUAAAAGUAUGGGUUGCACCUCAAAGCAAAUCCAUGCUGCACACCUUUUACCAUCCUGACUAUCUUGACCUGGUGGACUAUGUUCGCAAAACCAAAGUAGGCGAGUCGCGAGAUCAAUAUGUUACUAUUGCCAAAAAUCUUAAAAAGCGUAUGCAAAGCUUCCAGUCUGAUCGAUCUAGUCAGCGCGUAGCUUCUCGCAAUGGCAGUGCUGAUGCAGAAGCUGGACGAGGUGAAGGACCACCAGAAGAUGAACCUAUUGUGCUUACACCUUCUGAAUCGGUUGUAGAAGGUCUUGACCGUAUUGAUUUUCAAGGAAGGUACACGGUAGUAACGCCUGAACCCAUGUCCUUUGAUGGAUAUGGAAAAGAUGUAUCCGAUGCUUACGAGAUGCGUGCAUUGGUUGAUAGCAAGGGUGAAACUAAUACACAUGUAUUGCAAAAACGUUAGAUUUUCUGAUCAUCAUUCAUGAACACUCUUGUUUCAUUUGAAACCAUAUUGCGAUACUGUCUUGCAGCUAUUCGAUCUACUACGACUGCUGUUUUUAAUUAUCUGAAUUUCCAAACUUAAUGAAACCCAGUUUAAAUCUUGAUUGUUGGCCACUAAGUGUGCAAUAUCUGAAUUAAAACUCGUAUAU
This is a messenger RNA of Batrachochytrium dendrobatidis JAM81, 2973 nucleotides long. RefSeq lists its product as uncharacterized. The coding region runs from base 24 to 2786 and encodes 920 amino acids. The transcript is spliced from 5 exons. Gene Ontology annotation, molecular function: calcium-activated cation channel activity. The record is from RefSeq and is a predicted model, not a curated record. Lineage: Eukaryota; Fungi; Chytridiomycota; Chytridiomycetes; Rhizophydiales. Gene Ontology annotation, cellular component: plasma membrane.